CUCCCCAGUGAGACCUGUUACUCCGAGCUCACGCUAUGGCGGUCGGGGGUGUGUGUUAAUUAACUAACAGGCUCCAGAGGGGUCUCGGGCUGCUUUGUCCUAAUGAGGAUACCGCAGCCAUGGUGAAGGACAAGCCUGAAAACCGGACGUUGCAGUACCAGCAAACUUUGAUGUAUGGGCGUUACACUCAGGAGCUGGGUGUCUACGCCAAGGCAGAAGCGGCCCGCUUACGGGAUGGUGGCGUGCGCAAUGGUGGAGGACUGCGGCGGAACACCAGCGUCCGAAGUCGCACUGUGGACUUCCAAGAGUACAAGAAAGGCCCGUGUGCUAAGUGCCUGUCGUGUGCAUCUAGCUGCCAAAAGUUCUUGAUCUCGCGGGUGGGUGAGGACUGGAUCUUUCUCAUCCUGCUGGGGCUGCUCAUGGCGUUGGUUAGCUGGGUUAUGGACUACGCCAUCGCCUUUUGCCAAGAAGCACAGAAGUGGAUGUACGGCGGCCUGGACAGCAAUCUGCUCCUGCAGUACAUCGCCUGGGUCAGCUACCCCGUGGUGCUGAUCACGUUCUCUGCUGGAUUCACCCAGAUCUUGGCUCCUCAGGCCGUGGGCUCAGGCAUUCCGGAGAUGAAGACCAUCCUAAGGGGGGUGGUCCUGAAGGAGUACUUGACCUUUAAGACGUUUGUAGCCAAGGUCAUCGGUCUCACCUGUGCUCUGGGCAGCGGCAUGCCUCUGGGGAAGGAGGGGCCUUUUGUACAUGUUGCCAGCUUGUGCGCCGCACUUCUCAGCAAACUUAUGGCUGCUGUUUUUGGAGGAAUCUACAUGGAAGAGCCCUUUGAGGGAAGCAAGAACGAGUUGCGAAACACCGAAAUGCUGUCAGCUGCUUGUGCAGUGGGUGUGGGAUGCUGCUUUGCUGCACCCAUUGGAGGGGUGUUGUUCAGUAUCGAGGUCACCUCAACGUUUUUUGCGGUGAGGAACUACUGGAGGGGCUUCUUUGCUGCUACCUUCAGUGCCUUCAUCUUCCGAGUGCUGGCUGUGUGGAAUAAGGAUGAAGAGACCAUCACCGCUCUCUUCAAGACUCGAUUCCGUCUGGACUUUCCCUUCGACCUUCAGGAGCUGCCGGCCUUCGCCAUCCUCGGCAUCGCAUGUGGUUUCGGCGGCGCCCUCUUUGUCUACCUGAACCGGCUCAUCGUGGAGUGCAUGAGGCGGCAAAAGACCAUUAACAAGCUCUUGCUGAGGAAUCCAUCUCUUCCUGUCAGGCGUUUGGCGUAUCCGGCGAUCGUCACCCUGCUAGUGUCCACCCUCACCUUUCCUCCGGGCUUUGGGCAGUUCAUGGCUGGCCAGCUAACCCAGCACGAGUCACUGGUGGCGUUGUUCGACAACCGCACAUGGUGCCGCCACGGCGUGGCCGAGGAGUUUGAAUAUAUUGGCCACCACCACGGCUGGAAGCACCCACAGGUCAACGUCUUCAUCACGCUCAUCCUCUUCAUCGUUAUGAAGGUAGCGCCACACCGGUUCUGGAUGUCCGCUGUGGCUACCACCAUGCCCGUUCCGUGUGGGGCCUUUAUGCCGGUUUUUCUCAUCGGCGCAGCAUUUGGUAGACUGGUUGGAGAGAUCAUGGCUGCCGUGUUUCCUGGCGGUAUCCAUGCCGACGGCAGCGUGUAUCCCAUAGUGCCUGGCGGUUAUGCUGUAGUUGGUGCAGCAGCGCUGUCCGGUGCCGUCACUCACACCGUGUCCACGGCGGUCAUCGUCUUCGAGCUGACCGGUCAGAUUUCGCACAUCCUGCCCGUGAUGAUCGCGGUGAUUCUGGCCAAUGCCGUGGCUCAGGCGCUCCAGCCAUCACUCUAUGACUCCAUCAUCCGCAUCAAGAAGCUGCCCUAUCUUCCCGAGUUGGGCAUGGGGCAUCACGAGAAGUACAACAUUCGCGUGGAGGACAUCAUGGUGCGGGACGUGCGCUUCAUCACGCUCACCUCAUCCUAUCGGGACCUGCAGGAGAUGCUACUGACCGGUCAGCUCAAAACACUAGCUUUGGUUGAAUCAAGAGACUCCAUGAUCCUCCUGGGCUCCAUCGAGAAGCUUCAGCUUCAGUCUCUGCUCUCGCUGCAGCUGAGUCGCCAGCGCCGCUUGAGCCACCUGCGCCAGCUGGUCUUGGACAGCGAUGCCGACGAAAGCCCAAGCGGCGAUGUCCCCCCGGCCAAUAAGCGCGACGGCAAUGCUCAUCAAGGGGUUCGCUUCCUGAUCUCCACAGAGGAGUCCUCCUCCUUCACCCCAGUGGUCACCAACGUUCAGCUUCCGCUCAAAUCGGCGCUGAAAUGCACAUCAGCAGUCAGCAACACCGACACACCCGACAGCUCUCAGACGCUGUCCUGUGCUGACCAAGACAAGGAGCUGCUAGAGAGUCCAUCUGGAUCGGUCUCAUGUGAAAGAAAGAAACCAAAACGCGUGAGGAUCACCAUGUCGGAUGCGACUGAAGUAGAGGAUUGCAUGAGCCCAACUGAGAUCACAGAGUGGGAGGAACAGCAGCUGGACCAGCCGUUGGAUUUUAAGAAUUCCAAGAUUGACCCAGCUCCAUUUCAGCUUGUGGAACAAACCUCACUGCAUAAGACUCACACGAUCUUCUCCCUGCUGGGUCUGGAUCACGCCUACGUGACCAGUAUGGGCCGUCUGGUCGGUGUUGUCUCUCUCAAAGAGCUACGUAAGGCCAUCGAGGGCUCGGUGACAGUGACCGGGGUGAAAGUACGCCCACCGUUGGCCAGUUUCCGUGACAGCGGCAACAGCAGCAGCAUAUCUGAAGUAACCGAGCUGCACAAGCUGUGCAUUCGCCACAGGGGGCUCUCGUUGCCGCGGGAACCCAACCCCCCGGACCAGACGGACGACCGGCUGGACACGGGCUACCAAGAGAUGCCCGUCGAUGUGUCGGAACGGACCGGGUCGAGCUUUGAAGCCGGCCCGGGACAGAUGUCACAGCCAUUGUGUGAGCUUCAGGAUAGCCCCUCGUUCACUGAGGACCAAUCAGAGUUCACUUUUGACUGCAGCACCUCCCACACUGAGGAGUCCGAGCUGGUUUGUGACAACGAGCCGCCGCUGAACCAAACUUCUGAGCCAGAUCAAGCGGAGCAAGGAAGUGACAGUCUCGCUCUGGGUGGGGACCAAUCAGAACAAGAGGCAGUGAGAUCAAUUGCUGAAGACCAAUCAGAGUAAUGAAUGUUGGCGUUCCAUUUGUAGACUUACCUCUUCCAUUUCAACACUGCCUUGUUUAACCCGCUGUUUAUAUAGUGGGGUUUGACCAUUUUUUGUGCUGUUUAAAUCGGCAGUAAGUAUAUGUUAUCCCAACAUAAGUGUAUUGCUGCCAUACUAAAAAUAGUUCAGUAUACAGUCAACUUAGAAUUCCUCGCAAAACAUAAUUUCCUACUAUGCUAUUGCUGAAAGGCUGCGUCUUAUUGGUUAGAAUUUCUUUGUGCGUGACCAGUAUAAAAUUCGUCCGUGCACAUAAAAUGGGUACCAACAUUUUUCGCAAUUUAAAUCCAAAGGAUUUCUGAUUAAUUACUUGAUAUGAAAAAAGAAUGUAUCAUCAGAUGAUUGCUUUGGUCUUGUAGCAUCAUAUUUAUCAUGUUAUAAGGUGUCAGACUUCAUAUUUUAACGAUACCAUGUGAAAUGUACUGUCAUGUGAAAAAAUUAGGACACCACAUGAAAUAUUCAUUUCUUUAUUAAGAAAUGUUAACAUAUCUGAUCUUGUUUUUCUUAAUCUCUGGAAAAGAAAGUAGUUU
This is a messenger RNA of Corythoichthys intestinalis (scribbled pipefish), 3757 nucleotides long. It is a transcript of the gene clcn2a, whose product is annotated as chloride channel, voltage-sensitive 2a. Gene Ontology annotation, molecular function: voltage-gated chloride channel activity. Gene Ontology annotation, cellular component: plasma membrane. Lineage: Eukaryota; Metazoa; Chordata; Actinopteri; Syngnathiformes; Syngnathidae. Gene Ontology annotation, biological process: transmembrane transport; chloride transport. The record is from RefSeq and is a predicted model, not a curated record. Bases 120 to 3191 code for a protein of 1023 amino acids. The transcript is spliced from 25 exons.